Messenger RNA from Chara braunii, 5215 nucleotides. Lineage: Eukaryota; Viridiplantae; Streptophyta; Charophyceae; Charales; Characeae. The record is from the annotation of a GenBank genome assembly.
CGGACAGAAGAGCCGGCGGCGAUCAGCGCGGCAAGCGGCGGACUUUGGCCGUGAGGAGGAGGAGGAGGCGAAGCGGGCGGGGGUGAGUGGGACAGGGAGGGCGAAGGGAGCGGCAGGAAGGGGAGGGUCGGAGGUAAGUGUGCGGGGUUGAGCGGAAGCGAUGGCGGACGCUGCAGCGAGCUCCGCACUGGGCAACGGUGUAGCGAUGGAAGAUCCGGAGAAGAAGAAGAAGAAAGAGGAGAAGGCUAGAGAGAAGGAGGCGAAGAAGGCCAAGGCUGCGGCGAAAGCCGAGGCCGCCGCUGCUGCUCAGGCGGCGAAGAGCGCAGCGGGUCAGCCCGGGUUGAAGAAGCAGGAGGCCAAGGCGAAGAAGUCCCAGGCGGUGGUCGCUGCCUCCGACACGGCUUCGACUGCCGCUGCUGCUGCUGGUGGGGAUGUGCAGGACCCACUCACCCCGCAUGGGGAGAAGAAGAGGAUGGCUGCCACCAUGGCCAAGGCGUACAACCCGCGAGCGGUGGAGGCGGCGUGGUACUCGUGGUGGGAGUUCUCCGGCUUCUUCACGCCCGAGGUAAACAGCAGCAAACCGAUGUUCUCGAUCGUCGUGCCCCCUCCCAACAUCACCGGAUACCUCCAUCUCGGUCACGCGUUGACUGCCACCGUCCAAGAUGCCAUCGUCCGAUGGAAGAGGAUGAGCGGGUUCAACGUGCUGUGGGUGCCGGGUACCGACCAUGCCGGGAUCGCGACGCAGACCGUGGUGGAGAAGAAGAUCAUGAGAGAGAAAGGUCUGACGCGGCACGACCUGGGGCGCGAGGCGUUCCUGAAGGAGGUCUGGGAAUGGCGCCAUGCUUAUGGCAACAAGAUCGGCGAGCAACAACGAAGAAUGGGGGCAUCUCUGGACUGGACCAGAGCGGUAUUCACGAUGGACGAGAAGAGAUCGGAGGCGGUGACGGAGGCAUUUGUGCGGAUGCACGGAAGGGGGCUAAUCUAUCGGGACCAGAGGCUGGUGAACUGGGACUGCGUCCUGCGGACAGCCAUCUCCGACAUCGAGGUGGAUUACAUCCAGAUCGACAAGAGAACGAUGCUGCGCGUGCCGGGCUAUGGCGACGAGCUUGUGGAGUUCGGUGCCAUCACCUCGUUCGCCUACCCGCUUGCAGACGGCGAGGAGGGAGGCGAGAUCGUGGUCGCGACGACGAGGCCGGAGACGAUGCUCGGCGAUACCGCGGUAGCCGUGCAUCCGCGGGAUGAACGUUACAUGCAUCUUCAUGGAAAGUUCGCCGUGCAUCCGUUCAACGGGCGGAGGAUCCCGAUCAUCUGCGACGCGGAGCUCGUCGAUAUGGCCUUCGGAACGGGCGCGGUGAAGAUCACCCCGGCGCACGAUCCCAACGACUUCGAGACGGGGAAGAGGCACAAUCUCGAGUUCGUGAACAUUCUGACCGAUGAUGGGUUCAUCAACGGAAACGGCGGGGAAUUCGCGGGACUGAAGAGAUUCGAGGCGCGCGUCGUCGUGGUGAAGCGCCUGCAGGAGAUGGGUCUGUACAGGGGCGUCGCCGACAAUCCCAUGAGAUUGGGGCUGUGCUCGCGGAGCAAGGACGUCAUCGAGCCGAUGAUCAAGCCGCAGUGGUAUGUGAAGUGCGACCGCAUGGCGGCGGAGGCGUGCGACGCUGUGCGAGAUGGACGGCUGACGAUUAUUCCCAAGCAGUUUGAGGAUGUGUGGUUCCGAUGGCUGGAAAACAUCCGGGACUGGUGCAUUUCACGCCAACUGUGGUGGGGGCAUCGAAUCCCGGCGUGGUACGUCGUCAGGGAGAGCGACAAGGAGAAGGCGGUGGGCACGUACAACGAUCAGUGGGUGGUCGCGCGGACUGCGGAAGAAGCGGAGGCGCAGGCGCGGCGGAGGUACCCCGCGGAGGAGUUGCGACUGGAGCAAGAUCCCGACGUGCUUGACACGUGGUUCUCGUCCGGUCUGUUUCCGUUCUCGGUCUUCGAGUGGCCCGCGCAGACGGCCGACCUGGACAACUUCUACCCGACCUCGUUGCUCGAGACGGGCCACGAUAUCCUCUUCUUCUGGGUGGCGAGGAUGGUGAUGAUGGGCAUGACGCUGACGGGCAAGGUACCCUUCAGCCACGUGUUCCUGCACGCCAUGGUCAGGGACGCGCACGGGCGCAAGAUGAGCAAGUCUCUGGGCAACGUGAUCGAUCCCUUGGAGGUGAUAGAGGGUAUCAGUCUGGAAGAACUGCACAAGAAGCUGGAGGCGGGCAAUCUCGAUCCGAAGGAGAUCGCGAAGGCGAAAGCCGGGCAGAAGUCCGACUACCCCGACGGCAUUGCGGAGUGCGGGACCGAUGCCCUGCGCUUCUGUCUGCUGGCAUACACCACGCAAGCGAACAACAUCAACUUGGAUAUCCAGCGGGUGGUAGGCUACCGGCUGUGGUGCAACAAGCUGUGGAACGCCAUCAAGUUCGCCAUAAUGACGCUGGGGGAGGACUUCACUCCUCCUCCUUCGUCCUCGGACCCAGCCGCCGCCGCCGCCGCUCUUUCGGCCUCUGCAGUGCCGUCAAGCUGUCGGUGGAUCCUGAGUGUGCUCAGCAAAGCCGUUCGCAGGACCGUGACCGCUAUGGAGGCCUACGACUUGGCGGAAGCAACCACCGCAAUAUACCACUGGUGGCAGUAUCAGCUCUGCGACGUGUUUAUCGAGCUGUCGAAGCCUGCAUUGAAUUCAGCCGACGAAUCGGCCGCUGAGGAGAAGAGAGCGACGAGAGAGACGCUGUGGACGUGCCUGGAUACUGGCCUUCGUCUUCUGCAUCCCUUCAUGCCGUUCGUGACAGAGGAGCUCUGGCAGAGAUUGCCUAGCGGCGGAGGAUGUCAAGGGAAAGCAGCAGCUGGCAAAGGGGAGGAGGAGAAGGAGGAGGAGGGGAAGGACCUUCCCACUCCCUCUCCCUCCCGGCCGCCGUCGAUUAUGGUGUCUGAGUACCCGAGACCGGUUGAGGCUUGGGAGGAUACGUCGGUGGAGGAGGAUAUGGUGCAGGCGGAGGAUGCUGUCAGGGCAAUAAGAAGCUUGAGGAACGGGUACGGAUUGCAGAAGAACCAGAGGCCGGAGUGUUUUGUCCAGUGCAAGAGCGGGGAGGUGGCUGAUCGCUUGGCGCGCUGCAGGCCUUUCAUUCUCACCCUCGCCGCGCUGUCGAAGGUGGAGGUGCUGAAGGAAGGCCAGAGCCCUCCGCCGGGCUGCGCGGUGGCCAUCGUCGACGAGGGGACCACGGUGCACUUGAUGCUGCGUGGACUGGUGGACGCGGACUCGGAGAUUUCGAAGCUCCAGAAGAAGACAGAGCUGCUGCUAAGGCAACAAGAGGACCUCAGGAAGAAGACGAGCAUUCCAGGCUAUGCGGAGAAGGUUCCCGCUGCAGUGCAGGAGGAGCACGCUGCCAAGGCGGCCAAGUUGGGCACUCUAGCCAAUCACCAGUUGCGUUGUAAGGAUACGCAUAAUGGAAAGAGAGAGGAGGGAGGAGAAGGAGGAGGAGGAGGAGGAGGAGGAGGAGGUGGUUGUCUGGAAGUACCGGAGGGAGGAGGAGGAGGUGGUUGUCUGGAAGUACCGGAGGGAGGASGAGGAGGAGGUGGUUGUCUGGAAGUCCCGGAGGGAGGAGGAGGUGGUUGUCUGGAAGUAUCGGAGGGGGGAGGAGGAGGAGGAGGAGGAGGUGGUUGUCUGGAAGUACCGGAGGGAGGAGGAGGAGGAGGUGGAAGGGAGGAGGAGGAGGAGGUGGUGGUUGUCUGGAAGUAUCGGAGGGAGGAGGAGGAGGAGGUGGUUGUCUGGAAGUACGUGAGGAGAGAGAGGACGGUUCGAGCAGUAUGUUUCGGAGGAAAUACUAAUUGAUAGGUUUAGGUUAGGGUACCGAAUGAUGUUGUGACGGCAGUCUCAGAGAGGGAAGAAGACAGGGGCGGAGGGAAGAAGACUAAUAGGUGUCGAGGGCGUACUGGCGCUGUUGAUAGGGUAUACAGGAGGACGAGGAGCAUUUUCUUUACUGAAUCUGGUCGUAAUUACGGGCGGAAACGUCAGCGGAAAGUCUUCGUGCUGUGGAAACUUAUACCGUCCUAACGCCGGGCAGGGGCGGGCGACUCAACGCGACAAUGCUGAUUGAUUUGGACCUCUGGACCUCCGAUUGCCGCCUUGGGCGGUUCGGCGGCAAAGGCGCCCGAGGCUCUCCUCCGCGCCUGGGGGGCGUGCGCUUGUCGAAGGCUUUGCCGCGCAUCGUCGUCUUGUAAUAUGAUCGAAACCGGAUUGAUGAACGGAUUGCGUACGCGGGAUCACGGACAUACUUCUUCUCGGUGGAUGGAGGAUUUCAUUGGUGUAUUCGAUUGAUUGAUUUUGAUUAAUUCGUUAAUUAAUUGAUGGUCAGGGCUCACGUGGGCAACAAAGAGGGAAUGAGGACGGAGGAAGCGAUGCCACAUGUCAAGGAAAGGAGGGUUCCAUCUGUAAGCGAAGUAAAGGUAAGGGUGCCACGUGUUAACCAAGGGUGCCUGCCAAGUGUUGACAGGGGUGCCCCUACGUGUUAACCAAGGGUGCCCCUACGUGUUAACCAAGGGUGCCCCUACGUGUUAACCAAGGGUGCCCCUACGUGUUAACCAAGGGUGCCCCCAAGUGUUAACCAAGGGUGCCCCCAAGUGUUAAAAGGAGUGCCCCCAAGGGUUAACCAAGGGUGCCCCCAAGGGUUAACCAAGGUUGCCGCCAUGUGUUAACCAAGGGUGCCCCCAAGUGUUAACCAAAGGGUGCCCCCCACGUGUUAACCAAGGGUGCCGCCAAGUGUUAACGGAGAGUGUUACGUGUGUGUUAAUUAAAGCGUACGGCGUGUUAACCUUUGAUUGGAUUUCUGAACGAGGAAGUUUUGGUCCAUGAACGGCUUUUGAAUUGAAGUAGUUUUGUUGUGCUUAUUCUUUCAGCUUCCUUGCUUUCGUCUUCCCUCGAACACAACGCACCCUCAUUUUGAGUGUGCGGGACCUAACGUACAGCUUGUGUGACAUUGUGUGACAUUCAUGAUCAGGGUGCGUUGUGUUCGAGGGUGUAAGACGGUAACGAGAAGGCGGUCGGUGGUUGAUCGCUCACGCGUCAACAAAAAAAGGGGAGAGAUUUUGAUUGAUUCGUUGAUUUGAUCGGUGCAGGAGGGGGAUUUGAUGGUCUGGGUUUCCAUACGACGAACGGGCAGUACGCGGGACUUUCUGGCGUGUAUUUGAUUGA